Salpingoeca rosetta is the source of this 25929-nucleotide messenger RNA. RefSeq lists its product as uncharacterized. The transcript is spliced from 11 exons. Lineage: Eukaryota; Choanoflagellata; Craspedida; Salpingoecidae. Bases 1 to 25929 code for a protein of 8642 amino acids. Gene Ontology annotation, biological process: rRNA processing; ribosomal large subunit assembly; protein ubiquitination. Gene Ontology annotation, cellular component: preribosome, large subunit precursor. The record is from RefSeq and is a predicted model, not a curated record. Gene Ontology annotation, molecular function: ATP binding; ubiquitin-protein transferase activity; ATP hydrolysis activity.
AUGGCACCCCAGCUCUGUGUUUUGCUCGCGGACGUCCGCUCGACGGACGUUGAGAAGCAAGCUCUCAUUGACAAGCUACUGAAGGAGAUGGCCGCAACACUCGACCUGCUCAACACUCAUGUGCAUGUCCGGACAACACAGGCUGCCGAACAAACAGCAGUACUCUCGGCCCUGCAAUCGCUGUCCGACCUCAUUACCAGCAUCGCCAAGCUCGUGAAAUGCCUCUCUCCUCCGCAGGGCACGCCACGGCAUGCGACGGACGCUCUGUGGGAGCUGUGCAUGGAUGCCCUCUCUGCCGCCCGCGAUCCCCAAGACCAGCAGGCGACUCCCCUCCAGUGGCCAAAACGCGGAGACGACACUGUCCGGAUGUGCCAAGUUCCCAACUCAAGCGCAAUCAGCAUCGCCAUCGUCUUUACUCAAGCCGAGGCAAACCAACUGCUGGAAAGCGCGACAGCCGCGCCCGAAGCCGUUCCGGAGCACAAGCAGGCGUUUGUGAGGGCGUGCAAAACGGGCAAGUUUGAAGCAGCGCUGCGCAUCGUGCAAUCGCAACCACUCCAACCUCCUGCUCCAACCUCCAGUGAAACAUCCCACAACGACAACGAACAUGGCGGUUUCGACACGUCUGCCGCCAGUACAACAACGCAUGAGGAAGACGUCAUCUCCAUGGCUUCAUCACCGCGUUCAGAGCAAAGCCCCGUCCAGGCCGCCGCGCUGGCCGUAAGCACGGCCUCAAGUGCCAGCGAAGGCCCGCGUCAAGCUGAUGCACCCCGUGCUGCGGACGAUGAUGAUGACGAUGACGGCGAGGACGACGAGGACGGGGACGAUGGUGACGAUGGCGGCAACCAUACUGGCACUGCACCUCGUGACGCCAGCGGAGCUGCCAGCACCGGCUCACCAACCUUGAAACUGGUGAGCACCUGGCACAAGGCGCACAAGGCGUGGGCGAGAGCCAAAUCCAAGGCUGAACAGCAGCGCCAGGAGGCAAAGCUUGUCUGUGCACUCAAUACCCUGAGUGCGGCCAACUUGUCUGCGCUUUCGCCCGCCGAAAUGACCAAGUUCUCAAAGGGCACCUCUCUCCGCGAAUGCACGCUGGAGCUGCUGCUUGCCCUUCUCACGGCAAAUGCAGACCUGACGGGGGCAGCCACCGAUAACGUGGCGCUGCUAUCUGGACGAUCGCAAGAUCUCGUGUCGCGCAUUGUGCUGCACCUGCUGGCACACCCCGUGCAGGGCGAUGGCAUCAACAUCAUUCCAAAGCCUGAGCUGCACACGCAGCUCGUGACAUCGCUGGUGCUUGUCUGUUUCCACGACGCAAGACUGGUAGAUACCAAGUACCACCCAACGGGCCAAGGCUGUGUUGACGACAUUGACGCGGAGCAGAAAGCCCUGGGCCCAACGAAGAAAGUUCCCGUGUUUGAUUUCACGUGGGAUGACGGGCGCGUGGACAAGUUGUCCUUCAACACGUGGCCAACGCAGGCAGAGCUGUGGGGCGUGACCGACCCUCACCUGUACCAGCGCUUCGCAGGCCCGCAAGCCCUGAGCACAAUUGUGGCCACGCUCCACUCGGAGCCCCUCCUACAACAGUGCAUUAGACAAGUCCUCCGCAUGUGCCUGACGGGCCGAAUGACAGACAACGCCAUUGCACACCUCAUCAAGACGCUUGGCGAUCAGUGCGUCAUUACCGCGUUCACGCCGGAGCACCUAGCAGCGUUUGCCGCGGUUUUCGACGUGUCCCUCUGGGAAGCCCUUGCUGAGGAUGUGCAAUAUGGCGAGCAUGCGCUGACACCACUGCCUCCCCCAAUUGUGCUGCCGAGCCUCUGCCGGGCCCUGCGCCGCGUGUUGGAGGACGAUAUGGUCACCUGGUUCUCAAAGCUCAAUGACACCUCGGCACUAGCCACCUUGCUGCAAGCACUGGAGACACACCUCAAGACGGCGAGCGAUGUUGUUGCUGCUUGUGCUUCUCAGCACUGCGCGACGGAAGACACGGGCUCGUCAUCUCCACUCACCGUGCUGGACGUCAAUCCACAGGAAGAACAUGCAUCUGUUUCUUCCGCUGCCCACGUGGAGCACAGGAUGACAAUGCGUGCGCGACGUGACAGUAUCGACAGUGUGAUGAGCUUCUCCGGCGAUUGGGAACCCGUGACGGUGCCACCCACACAACUGACGGCUACCGCAGUAACAGCAGGAUCAUCGCUGACCGCAACAGCAAUAACAGCAGGCGCAGAGAACGCACAGCCCGACCCCGAGCUUGAGGGCGAAAUGCAGCACCAUGUCACCGCCAUGUGCAAGCUGCUCUUAAGCCGUGCACGCGUCCUCAUCAGCCACUUCCACCACGACCGCACAAAUGUCGUUGCGGUGGAGCUUGUCUGUAGCACCAUGGCUGAGGUGCUGACGCAGUUUGGGAACGGCCUUGGCUGGCUGCUUGACUCGGAUGCGAGCAUCCCAGGCUUGCUCUCGCUGCUGGUACUUCUGCUCUCCAUCCAUCACGAGCCCGCAGAGCGCUUGCUUGUGGCUGUCGCCGCACAUGCGCGCCCAAAGCUAGAUGCGCUUCAGCACCUUAUCGACAGCGGAGAACGCCACCUGCAAAACCGCUUGUCGCUGAUCCAAUCACUCCUCGUUGCAGCUGUGCGCACGGAUCCGGACCAGAUGCGCACAGCCACCAAUGUGGCGGUGAAGCUUUUGCGUUGCACGACACCAGAGAAGGCGCCAGCAUCGUACACCGUGACCUGUGCCAACGCGUACAUUGCCGUAUUUGGUGACCCUGCUUGCUCCUUUGAGUUCAUACGCGCAAGCGCAGACGCCAUCCUUGAAGCCAUCACCGCCGCCAAUGGAUUGAGCGCGCCUGUGCUUGCCAAGCACGCCACACUCGUGGUAUCCCUGGUGCGGGCGGCAGGCAGUUCCGUUGUGCGCCAGCAUUGGCAGCACAUCGUCGACACACUCGUGUUUGAUAUUGACACAAUCCGUAACAGCCCGCAAGACCAGGCCUUGUGCUGGCGGCGCAUCUGCCGUCACAGCCCAAGCAGCGGGAAGAGAACCGCCAUUAUCUCAAUCCUGCUGGCACAUGCCGUUAGCAAGUGGACGCAGCUUGACGAGCAGAAGCGCAAGCGCGGCGACGCCCUACUUGACACCCUGAGGGAUGUCGGUCAACGUUACCCGCGCCUGCUGCGGCUGGCAGCCAGGCAGCUCACAGCACCCAUCAUCGCCGCCCUGGCACAGUCGCACCACCUCUCCCUCGAAGCCUCCCCAGCGUUUGCGUUCCUGCUGCAGCUGCUGAGGCCACACGACGCCUCUUCCCUGAUUGCAGAUGACGUGGAGGAUGAGGACACCAGCCCAAACAGCCAGCAGCAUCAGCAUGUUUCAAGUCAUGACGACGACAGCAACAACGACAGCGACGGUGAUGACGCUGCAUCAGCCAAACUGCAUGAUGAAAGCACGUUUAAGCAAACUCUGCGCAGGGCCAUAUCAACCAACGAUCCUCAGGCGUCCACCCCUUCCCAAGCGUCCAUCGUCUGGAAGCCUCCCCAGCACGCGGAAGUGGUGAUUGGGCCUCGGUCUGACGGCGGAGACUCGGACCAUCUGUGUGACACAACGGAAUCCAAUGAGUGGAGCGUGGUCCCCACAGAGCGAUCUGUCAAGUACUUGCAGCGUAUCGUGUCCACCCUGCACACCAAUGACCACCUGCUCCUGCAAGGCGAGACUGGCGUGGGCAAGACGAUGCUGACGCUCUUCGCCGGCCAUCUCGCCAACCAGGUCGUGCUGCGCUUCAACGGGUCAUCACACAGCAGCGUUGAGGACCUCUUCGGCAGCGUCACCAACGACCCCACCAAGCCCGGCCACUUUGGACUCGCCCCUGGCCCCGCCAUCCUCGCCUACGCCUUUGGCUAUUGGCUGUACAUUGACGAGGCUAACCUGCUCAAGGAGGAGCUGGUGCAGACCCUGGCCUGCCUGACUGAAGACCGUCUCUCGCUCGCCCCCUUUGCCAAAGGCCUCUCCAUUCUCGACUGCACCUCUGCUUACACGGGCAAGCCCCUGCCCAUCAUUGGCGGUGGCGGUGGCGGUGAUGAUGCUGUCCUCGUGCGAAAACACAAGAACUUCCGUCUCAUCUUCGCCCAAAACCCACGCAACAGCAGAUACAACCGCGAGAAGCACAGCCUCAGCGUCCUCAGCAACUUUGUGUCUUUGGAUGUGACGUGGGGUUCGACACCCAGUGCCCGUAGAGCGGAGUGGGAGAUGAUCGCUGCCAGUGCACUGCGCGGUGCCCUCUCCAAAGACAUGCAAGAGCACAAAGCACCUGACGAGCUUGCUCACCAGCUUGUCGAAUUUCACGUGCAAGCGACUGAUCCGGGCAUGUUGAAGACUCUCCGCGACAAGGAGGGCGAGGGCGAGGUGUAUGAGCAGCAGCACUUCAUGGACUUGACGGUGCGCGAGCUCAAGCGUUUUGCCAGCGCUUGCCGUGAGUACGUGCGUUGCUGCAAAGGCCUGGCAGUCGAAGGCUUUGACUCGCAUUUGAGGGGGUUUGCGCUCAUGCUUUCCUCCAUCUACGGCGCCCGCUUCCAGUGUGCUGCCUCCCGUGAGGUUGUGUCAAAGCUUGCCUUCCAGCACAUGCAGGCUGCCGAAUAUUCGCCAGGCGAUGACGUUUCAUCUCGCAUCCAAACCCAAGCGCAGGAAGACAGCAGCGAGGAGGCGUCCAGAUUCAUCUUCAUUGACGGCAUCCCGCUCCAGCGCAAGGUGGCCGCACCUGAGCAUGACAUUGUGGACAUUGUUCACGACAAGAUCAUGCAGUGCGCGACACACCCCGACUUCAUGCUCAAGUAUGGCUGCUACGACUUUGUCAACCACGCAUGUGUGGAUCGCGUCCGAGCCAUGAUGCGUGAUAAAAGCGUGUCCCUGGGUCAUGCCCUCCUGCACGCGUAUGUGGCGCCCAUCCGCUGUGUCCGUGCUCGGGCGGACCUUCUCGCUGACAUUUGCAAGACGCUGGAUGCCACGCAUGCAGCGGAGGCACGGCGCCUGCGUGACGUCGACCCGUCCACUCUGCCGGAGCCCGACCAGUACAUCUGCCCAAUUGUGGUGACAGCAGAGCUGGUGACAGCAGUACGCGAGUGCGCAGUGUCGUUCCUUCUGCGCACACCCUUGAUGAUCUGCGGCCCGAGCGGCGCUAGCAAACAGGUUCUCGUGCGCUUCCUGUCUGCCCUGACCAACAUCAGCCUCACCCACCUCCAUCUGACAAAGGAGACGGAGGUGCAAGACUUCAUUGGCAUGGCCAUCCCAGAGACAGACCACGCGACAGGGGACAUGAACCUGCGGUGGCACGAUGGCCACUUGCCUCGCACCAUGCGCAAUGGCGGCAUUCUGGUCCUUGAUGACAUUCUCUCCCUGCAGUCGUCUGUGCUCGAACGGCUCAACCCGGUCUUGGAGGAGAAGCCCACGCUCGUGCUGUCCGAGAACAACCAAGUCUCACCGAUACCUGAGGACGAGAUCAGCGACUUUAUGCGCUUUGUCGCCAUUGUCGAAGCAAGGAACAAGGCCAUGACGCCCGCCUUUGGCAACCGCUUUCACAUGGUGUACCUCAACUCGCCGCCACAGGAACCAUCGACGUGGCUUGUGGCUGCCAGCCGCCUCUUGCUCGGUCACGAAGCGGGUGACGAGGAAUGUCCACGUGAUGUCUGUGAGCUGACAGCAAAGGCACACCAAGCCUGGUGCAGUUCAGAGGAGCGACCCAGUGUGAGGCGCUUCGUGUUGCUGUUUGAUGCUGCGUUUCACCUCACCCGUGGCACCACACCUCACCCACUCAAGAACCACGCCGCAGCCGCGGUGGAAGAGGCAUGCGAGCUCGUGCUCGCCCAACACUCGAAAACGGCGGAAGCUCUCAAGCAGCAACUCGCCGAUGCCCUUCCACCCAACAGCGUUGACUAUGUGGAGGCGUUGCUGACAUCACCUCAGCCUGAUGGUGGGGUAACCUUUGUCCUGGACAAGGACACAACACCACGGGUGUACGCAAACGCAAACAAGGUGCUGCGCGCCCUCAAGGCACGCGUUCCCGUCGUGUUUGAGGGCAGUCAGGCCGUGGGCAAGACGGCAACCGUGACUGCUCUCGUCCACUGGUUGACGCGCAAGGCGAUUUUGCGCAAGACCAACAGCGAUUCUACGCAAGCCACGGACUACCUCUCCUACUGGCGCCCCAGCAAGCAAGGCAACUUUGCCUUUGAAGAGGCAGAGUUUGUGCGCACCCUGCGCAGCGGCACAUGCUUCCUCAACGACGAGUUCAACCUCGCCAACACGUCCACCCUCCUCUCCGUCUUCAUCCCUGUGCUUGACAGCGGCUGCUUGGCGCUUCCAACAGGCGAGUACGUGCACAGAGCACCUGGCUUCUGGCUUGCAGCUUGCCAGAACCCCGUUGGCUUUGCUGGGCGCAAACCUUUGGCUCGCAAGCUGGCUGACCGCGUGUGUGUCGUGCCGUUCGAGAACCUGACACAGGACGAGCUGACGGAGAUUGCUGCCAAGCGCACAAGAAACGCCAUGAGCACAGACAUGCUGCGCAAGUUUGCUCAGCUGCAGGUGCAGAUGCGUGAGCACACCGCACUCAAGCAAGACCCGGCAGUCACCGUGCGCGAGGUGUGUCGCUGGACACGCCGCAUGCAGGCCACGCCAGACUCAGCGCCUCACGCCGUUGCGAACGGCAUUGAGCUGCUGGUGGGGCGGUCCAGCAGGAGGAAGGCGCUUGUAACACUGGUUGCGCGCGUGUUUGACGCCCAGGAUGAGACAGAUUCGCUCUACCAGAUGCUGUGCGGCGCGACGCACACCACAGGCGAAUUCUCUCUCACAUGCGCUGUGGAUGGGCAAGUUGAAAUCAGGCAUGGCUUCAGCGCCACUGCCAGCGUUGUCAUCGAAACACAGCUGAACAAGAGCGCCGUCACACCGUUUCUCGAAGCACCUUGCUUCAAGUCCAAGCAGUUUUGCCUUGACUUUUACCGCCUCUGCAAGUGCUAUGCAAACAAGGAGCCUGUGCUGUUGAUUGGGCCCACGAGCCGUAAGACCCUGCUCGUGGAGAUGCUGGCCAAGGUGACGGGUCGAGCCCUCACCACCUACUGCCUUGGCGCCGACUCCACGGCUGAGGAGCUGGUAGGUCGCGUGUUGCCCACCACCAUUGGUGAACAAGUCAAGGCGAUUGUUCAAGUUGUAGCGCGCAUCAAGACGCUGCGGCCCAGCGUGCCCAUGGGGCUGGUGUCGGCGCUGAGAACCGUGGCAGAGCUGCUUGCCUCGGCAGAUCUGGACGUCGAGGACGUCACUGACUGGCUGGGCACGGCAAAGCCCUUCUUGGACGACACAAACGACCACAUUCAAGCCAUGGCAGCUUUGCUUUGUCUAAAGUCGAAUCAGAGCACAAGCGUGGAUGUUAGCGUGGACGAUGAGAGUGCCGUAGUUUCGGGUGCACACGACAGCAGCAGUGCUGGUGACAAUGGAGCCGUUGAAGGCGAUGAUGAUGAUGAUCAUGAUGAUGACGACGACGAUGAUGAAGAAGACAACGAGGAUGCCAACUGGGAAGAGGCACCCGCAGAUUUUGACAGCGAGGAAGACGAUGACGACAACGAGGAUGCCAACUGGGAAGACGCGCCCGCAGAUUUUGACAGCGAGGAAGAUGAAGACGAUGCCAGUGAGCUGGACGCAGUCACCGUUGACAGUGCUUCAGGUGACGCUACACGGGCCAAGGUUGUCGCACCCGCAACUUUAGGGGCUGUUGACGCAAAGAGAAGCCCUCAGGAUGGUGAUCAAGAUGGCCAUGACAUGGACAUUCCAUGGCUGAGGGUGAAGAUGCUGCUGUACCAGCUGACCCGGGACUUGCUUGAGCACUUUGUUUCCAAGGUGGAGUUGGCCGCUUCUCCUGCAGACCAAGCGGAGCACGAAUUGAGCACGUGCUUUGCUCUCCUCAAGGUACACGUGGAGCGACUUGCAAAGGAGGACGUGCAGCGUCCAUCUGACUUCCAGCGGCCGCGGUUCCAGUUCACGGACGGUCCAGUCACGGACACCGUGCGCCGUGGUGGCAUGUUGCAUCUACGUGACUUGCACCGCGCGCCCGCAUCAGCCGUAGAGACUUUCAACUCUCUCUUGGAGCUGGAGCCCUCGCUCGAGACAAGCGAGUAUGGCAACAUCGACUGCCCGCAGUCGUUCUUCUUUGUCGCUUCCGUCACGUCCGACCGCCGGCUCUUUGAGUGCGGCUUGUCACCGGCUCUCAUCUCACGCGUCACUGUCAUCGAUGUGCAGCCGUACUCGGAGAUUGAGUUUGUGGAUCUGGCGAGUCGAGGUCUGGGGCAGGGCAUUGUGGACCAGAUGAGCUUCUUGCCGCAGUUUCUCCGAGACGUGUUCAACGCCUACGGGUGUUUUAAUACGCGGCUGAUGCAGCAAGUGGUUGACUUCAUCCACAGGCACGCGUCGCGAUUCAAGACACUGGAGGCCACUGUCCUUCACGCUGUUGCUGGCUUGGUUGCACCCUGGCUUGGCAAGGAUGACGUGCAGAGCCUCAACAAAGUUGUCCAAUCCCAGUUUGGGUACACUCUUGAGGAGGUGGAGGAGCAGCCCAUUGUUGUCAUCGGCGAUGAUGACGCUGCGCCCGAGCAAGUGUUUGAGAUCCAGCCAGGCAAACACAUCUUAGAGGAUGUGGAUUUGAAAGCAAGCGCUGGAGGGCUGCAGGCGACCCUUGGGCCGUUCACGCUGCCCGCAAACCCAAGCGCUGGCAGCAUGGCAGCGCGGGCGUCGUUGCAGCUCCAUCCCGCGCCCCAAACGAACUACACGUUGCUGUCCAUCGUUCGCGUGUUCAGUGCUGGCCAGAGCCCGCUGCUGCUUGGGCCGCCGGCGAGUGGAAAGGUGUCCUGCGCCAGGGAGCUUGCGCGGGCCCUGGGGCACGAUAACGUGACGUUGAUCACAUUUUCACGAUCGUCAACGAGCGAGGACGUGAUUGGGCGAUAUCACCAAGAUCUCAAUGGCUCUUUCCAAUGGCAGGAUGGCCCUUUCGUGCGUGCUCUGAGGGCCGGGCAGUUCAUUGUCCUCAAGGAUGUGCAUCUCAUCAACAACGAGCUGGCCGUUGACAUUGCGCGACACCUCUCGCGUGGUCGUCAGGAUCCGCACGGCAAUGCUGAAGGAAACAACACUCCUCUUCGGUCUCAAGCAGCAGCGUCGGCGAAGCUCCCACCUCUGGUGUGUGCAACCGCACCCGCACUGGAGAAGGUGCCGGACCAUUUGCAGAUUGCGUUUGUUCCUCUGACUGUGGAGCCCAUUCUUCCGGACGGUGCUGGCCCCAAAACAGUCUCGCCGCUGGUGCAGCAUAUCCUGCGGAACGUGGGUGUUGCUGGUUCCAGUCCUCAAGGGGAGACGGUGUUUGACACCGUUGCGAAAACACUGUGCAAGCUCAUGCAGCUUCGAAAUGAUGAUACCACGGACAUGGUCGAUGCAUUCCCGCUGUGGUCCUUGCGGGAGAUUGAAAAAGUUGCUGCUGUGUUCCAGCCUUUCUUCGAGACGCUCAAGUGUGCGCAGUCUGUGCGGGGCGAAGGUUCAUUCAGCAGCACCUCCUCUGAAGGCAAUGAUGAUGGGUCCACAACCAGAGUUCAGGGUGACGAUGCCAAUGGCGGCGACCGCGGCAACGACAACGACGGCGAUGAAGGCGAUGGUGAUGACGACGACGACAAUACCAAUGAUGCCAGUGUGUCUGCCAGCCACACCACCCAUGGUUCCAGCACAACUGUAGGGCACCAGGUUGACGAAGCCCGUGCCAACGUUGACUUCUUGGCGCGGCGUGUGAUGUUCCAGACCAUCAACCUCGUAUUCUUGGCCGGGUUGGCGCCAAAGGCGAAGGAGCUGGCAAGCAGUGUGGUCCUGGACGCGUUCCGAGAUGUUGCAAGCACGGCCGAAGAGGAGCAAGUGCUUGUGGACACGACCUUGAGCCACUGUCUUCGCAUUGGAUCUGUCUUCUUCGCCCGCAGGCAAACGGUGGCCGAGCUGCCCAGGAAUGACGCACGGCAGGCCAUUUCUUCCGAAUUUGUGCUCACGCCUCGCCAUGCGCUCCUGCUCCAAGACAUGGCACUGGUGUUGCAGGCGCACCGCAGCCUCAUUGUUUGUGGCCCGACUGCGUGCGGCAAGACACAGCUCCUGCGCUGGUUUGCCAAGGCUGUCAACGCGCCCAUGGUGGAGCUUCACAUGAAGCGGGCCGUGGAACUUGGCGAUGUCAUGGGCCAACUUCGGGCAGAAAUGGGGCUGCUGCGCUUGCAGCGGCUCACGCAGGCUGUGCUCUUUUCCCUGUGCGGCGUUGUUGUCAGCCUUGCCAGCAUUGCCGUGAGCGACUGGGAGGAGGACCGCGCGAAGAUGCAUGCCAAGUUUCUCAUCUUCAGCGUCGCCUCACUGGCCCGCAGCAUGCACAAGUUCCUCACACAGCUCAACGAGUGCGUGAGCCCGGAACAGAAACUGGCGGUGAGCGACUCGCUGCAGGCCUCCGUAGCGGAAGCAAAACAGAACCUUGGCUCCGUCCAGCAGCAGUUGAGCCAGGCACGUGAUCGCUCCAUUCGCUCAGCGUCCCUGGAUACCAGUGCUCUCCAAGUGGCUGCCUCCGACUUUCUGACGUGCGUGGACCCGCUGCUCGUACGGCUGGAUGACUUGUGCUUUGACGCUGCUGAGGGGCCUCUACUGCAAGCUGCACGGAACGGAUGGUGGCUGGUGCUGAACGACGUCAAUUUCUGCCCGCACGACUUCCUGCUCCAGCUGCAGGAGUUUAUGGAGAACGACAUCUCGCUGGCCGGGCUGACUGGGCGCAGCGCUGCUGACUCACCCACGGUCUCGCCUCACUUUCGAAUCAUUCUUGCGUACGACCCUCACCGACCAGGCGUGCUGCCGUUGCCGCCGUCGGUGAAGCAGCGCUGUGUAGAGCUGAUGAUGCCAGCCAUGGAUUCGCCGGAGAACAAAGACACGUUCCACUUCAUCCUCACCGAGUGGAUGGAGCAGGUUGGCUGCAAGUGUCCAGUGCACGCCGCUCGCGUGUUUGCUGCAGCUCAUUUCGCCGCCCGUGACGCCCUGCCCCCAGCGGAAGCAGACGGCCCGUUUGCGGUCACCUUUCGAACGGCCGUGCGCGCGAAACGCGUGCUGCAGCGCAUCAUGCAAGGCACAGACGCCGCUGCCAGCGCUACAUCCUUGGCGUUUGUCCUCCGGCAAACGUAUGCCAAUCCCAACUUUGGCAGCGAGAGUGUCACAGACGCCACCCUCCAAGCAUGGAACGCCGCUAAACCCAACACAGACUCUCCUCAAUUUAAGCUGUCUGCUGAUCAGGUGCUUCAGGAUAUGCGAACGCGCAUGCGCGCGAUUGUCCGACACGUCGCUGCGGUCAUCCUCAGGCAAGACGGGAACAUUGCAGAAAAUGUGAAGGACAUUUGCAUCUGGGCGCUGGGCAAGGCAUGCUUCCACGCUGGUGUUGGCGCAGAGGCCUUGCCUGAGGAAUCCAUGCCAACCUCCGCCGAGUUGUUCAUGGGAACGUUUUCUGGCUCUGACUUGAGUGCUGUGCAGCACGUCCUUGAGACCACGGCGCAGGAGCUGUCGCAAGCGCAAGUCACAGCCGCUCUGCGCUCAUUACAGCGCUCGCUGACACGCAUCCCGCAAGCCGCGUCACUGGAGUCCUCGGUGAAAUGGAUGAAGCACCUCGCGGCAUGGAAGCACGUGGUUGAAUGUGUCGAGAUUGCCUGCCGUCCACUUCAGCAGGGUGGCCAGCUGAACGACGUUGCAAGCGCAUGCUGCCGCCUUCGUGGGGGCUUGCGCACGUACUCGGCGGCGUUUUCCGAGAUGUUUGGCGAGCGGGCCGCUGGCAAGGACCUCCUGUCCAGGUUCAACCACCUGCUGCACGUCGCAGAGGAUGCCAUGACGAGCGUCCCCGUCGACGCUCAGAGCCGCCUUCGCUUCUUCAUUUCGCAGGUUGAGGCCGUCAUUCGCGCCUCGUUUGUGCCCCUGCGAAUGCAAGACCACGUGCUGUUCCGCAUGCUCGCGCAGGCCCCCGCACUCAAAGGGCUCAUGGGCCAGCUGAUGUCGUUUUUGCCAAAGGCUGCCGUCCAGCUCACGACUGCCUGCGUGUGUACACGCAAUGAGCUGCCGUUCUCCAGUCUGGAAUGCGAGCAGGACGCUGACGGAGUGAUGGAGCUGGUGAACAACGCCCAGCUGAACGGCUUGCGCGAAACUGCCACGCACGCCGCAACGAGGCAGCCCUUGUUGCACGAUGACUUUGCAAAGAAGGCAAGCAAGCUUCUGAAGGAAAGCAGGGAACUUCAGGACGUACAUGACGAUGAAGUGCAUGCCAGCAACGAGUUGCAAACAAGCCUUCACAACACACUCCCGGAAGAUGCACCCGAGCACGUCAAGGACUUUUUCCGUCUUCACGAGAACUCAAGCCCCGACAAUGAGCCACCAUCAGAGUGUGCGCAGACCUAUCCCGACCUGUGCAGGCAGCGAUCGCGCGUGUUGACGCUCAGAAGCAAGCUUACGUCGUUGCAGGACCGUGUGAAGGAAGCAUACGGGUACGUAAACAACACCGUCACAGUCUAUGGCAGUCAGUUAAAGUGGCUGAUCCCCGAGGCUCCGCUGACUGACGCUCAGGAUGCAGUUUUGAGGGGUGCAGCUCGCCACUAUGCCCCAAAUGCGCGAGUACAAGACGCAUGGCACGUGUUCAAACACGCCACUGUGCAAUCGCCACAACACGCGCUUGUUGUUUUGCUGAAGGAUGAUGACAAGUGGAAGUCUGGUCUGCGACAGCAGAACGCCCACCUCAAGAACAAGCUUUCUUCCAUGGGCUCAGCGCCACUGGUGGUUGUUGUCGUUGCUGCCGCAGACUUGUCUGAGAUGACAGUCUCAGUGGAAGAGCCGAAGACAACUGUCGUUCAUCUCGAAGACCGCGACAUCACCGUGGAGAUAUACAGAGUGCGCCGCAGCGACCAGGGCGACGUGAAUACCCACCACAACCUGGAGCACCUUCUCGUCACAGUUCUUGGUUCAGACGAUGACGGGUCGACGUAUGACUUCUGCCAACACGUCCAGGCUUUCAAGCAGCGCCGGCAGGCUUUGACUGGCUCGCCCUCCUUGUCCACUGCGCUGGGCUGUGAACUCUUUGACCACUGUACCUGGCAGAGAGCUGUCAUCAGCAAAGCUCACGCUGUGGCCCAUGUUCUGUCACUGAUGGGGCGAACACCAGACCGGGAGGAAUGGAUGAACAGAUUGGACUUGUUUCUGGUGUCCCUCGAGCGUUUGAAGGCGGAGUUGAAGGAUAUGCCUGACACAACAGCACAAGUGAAUACGGCAGUGGCCAGCAUGUGGGCUUCAGAGCACGUCGACAACCGCGAGAGAAUUGGCCUCCACUCCACGCUCCAACUCCGCGCCCACAACCCGGUUGCCUCCCUCAUCGUAUCCCUUGUACCGUGCAAGCUUGCGGAGAAGCUUCGCACCGCCUUUGCUCUGACGAGGGUGCGAGAGCUGUUUCUCACAUUCACAAGAGCAAGCGAGUCGCGCAUCCACCCAACUGUCCUUAGCUUGCUCGCCAUUUGGAACCGGGACUCUCCCAGCAAAGAGGAGGUGUGUCGACAGCUUUCCCUUGUCAGGUCUGCUGCCAUGUCACAUGUGCCUCAAUUGAGCCACGGCAUCAACAGCCUGCUUGAUUUGCUUGAGCAGCCGAUUGGAAGCCAGAGCACGCGCCAAGAGCUGCAAGACGUGCUCCACGAACUGAUUUCCAUUCAGGAGCAGUUACCAGUGCCACUUGACGAGCUUGACACUGAUAUUGCUCAACUCCAAGAAGUCAUCAAUGACCUUGCCGAAGAGCGCGCAGCCGCUGCUCUGGAAGUGUGGAGGAAGAAGCCCAAAGAUUGGCAUCGUAAGCUCUCUCACCGCGAUGACAAGAAGCGAAGAGAUGUGGAGGAUCUGCUGCAUUUGCCUCCACUGCGUCACACGUCCCAGCACGGCCUGGUGAAGCAGCUGAACGACAUUCACAGCAACGUGAACAUCUACCUGCGCGCAGCACGAGAGUGCUCAGAGCUGAGGACCAAAUUGGCACGCACCGUUUCUGGCUUUAGCGCCAACAACAUGAUUGGCAUUGUGGACGGCAUUUCUGCGCGUUGUCACGAUGGCUUGCAUGCACUGCAGUCUCUCCAAAACAGUUACGACCUCCUCCUGCAUUGUCGCGACGUACCGCUUCAGGAACUGCCACACGUGCUCAAGGCCAUGCAACGCAUCGCUCAUGAGACUUACGACAUGCAGGUACCAGAUGCCAGCUGGUUUGUGCUCUCCAAGCAGGAGUUGCUCCUUGGCAUUGUACCUGGUGCUUGGUCGUUGUUUGCCACCGAACACACCCAAGGCAGCCACGAUGAGAGCAUCGAUGCGCCGGAGCAGCGUGCGCAUUUGGAGAAGUACGGACAGGACAAAUACUUUUCUGCAGCACAGCAUUUGCUCAACAUCACGCCAACCACAACCAUGGAGGAGGUCGUGUCCCAAGCCAGGGAAGCGAUCAAAGCCUUGUUCUUGCAGACACAAGAAGAGCUGAAGCGGGCGGAGGUGGAAAGCGCGACUGGACACGACGACGAUCCAUUUUCGUUGGUCGUGAAGCACCUCCAAGAAUCACACCAGGCCGUCGCUGCGAGCACGGAAAGCUUCCUGCAAUUUGAAUGGCUGAUGCUGCUGAAGGCCAACUCCAAGUCCUACGCGCGAAUCGCUGACGUGCAGCGUCGCCUUCGCAUCCUCGAAGUCCAGCAACAAGCGCUUCAACACACUCGUUCUGCACCAUCCACCGACCAUUCUGCAGAACCAACGCCGAUCUGCACUAUUCGACCAGCAGAAUCCAUUGUUGACAUGAUCACGCGCGUGGCAACCGCGCUGGAUCUGCGCGACAGCAACAAUGCCACAGUGGCUAACGUGUGGUGCAAUUACGUUGCCGCGUUGAUGCAUGCCAGUGCUGUGGGUGAUAGCAGCUUUGCAUGGAUUGAUCCCACCGUCACUGACGACGAAUGCGUGCGCAUGGUUGUCGCCAAGACCCGAAAGCGCCUGCGCACCUUGACAGCACAACUUCAGCGCGGAACAUUCUGUGAUGAUGAGCAGGUUCAUCGACGUCACAUGAUUGAGGCGUACGAAGGCGUCCUCUCCCACUUUGACUCGCAAACAGGGCAGUUCACCUUCAGCCUCAGCCUCCUGCACAGUGCGAGUGCCCUCCAUCUCCUGACAGUUGAUCCAAAGCUGCUUCAGUUUGCCCUGUCCGUGGAGGCCAUGCCCAGCCGCUGGGCUUUUGGCGUUGAUGACUCGUUCGUUGGCUGUGUGGUGCAAAGAGUUGAACAUGACAGCGACGUUGAAGAAGAACCUGAAGAUCAAGUCAACAUGGCAGAGGCCAGGCCAAAUGGCCAGGAUCAGCAGCAAGACAGCGCUCUGGAGGGUAGCGUUGACCUCAGUGGAGAAGCUGGUGCACAUAGUGAGGGUGCCACUGAGGGUGAUGAGCAGGACGAUGAGGACGAGGACACUCUCGCACACGACCGCGGGCAUGUCCCUGUUGGAGCGUUUGUCAGCACGCUGCCUCCGCUUGCACGCUCAUUGCUGCGAGUUCUUGUCUCCUCACUGACGACAAGCUCUGUUGCUUCUCGUUUCCGCAAGCUUGUGCUCGCCACAGGCCCGCCGUGCCUUUCCCUGAUGGAUCGUGUUGCAUCGUGGCAGACUCGCCUGAGCGACUUGCUGCCCGGAAUCGCGGAAGCCUCUCAACGUGCUGCUCUCGAGGCGUUCACACACUGCUUCUCGGAGCGGCUUCGCCUCGACGUUGUGCUCCCGCAUUUGAUUGACGUUCAGGCAUUGCUGCAACCAGCACUCUAUGGCGAUGAAGCGUACGCAACGUCGACUCGGUUUGCCGAGUCCUUUGACAGGGCAAUCCUCAUAACCUUGCAGCAUCAUGUCGCCAGCCUGACAACAUUCUCAACCCCGGCUUUGCGGCUGCUGUGCGCGGGAUCCGCAUUCACCUUGCUUGUGAGUGAGAUUCGCCAGGUGUGCGCAUCAGUGAAGAGGUUCCUUCAGAGCCAGCAGGUGGACGUGACAGGCGACGGUCCCCAGGCUGAUGCGACAGACAUCCUGAUGCGGCUCGUGUACCUGGGCUUUUUCCGGGUGAAGCCGCCACAGCUGAGCUCAGUGCUUGAAGAAGGGGUGGACACCCUUCAAGCCGACUUUGACGCCGCUUUGAAGCAGCAGCAGGAGAAAUGGGCAAUGUUUGUGCAAGACAUCAGGAGUUUGCAGCUCCGCCUUACGCCGACCGAAAAGGUACGCAGAAAGCUGUUCCGCGCCUUUGAAUUAGUGAAGCUGAACAUCAAGACUGAUUUGCGGCAAUGCGGGGCCACGCAUGACUUGGACGAGGUUCUGCGCCACCAUCGGAAUGUCAAAGGCCUCGCGCGUCAGCUUGGUGCUGAUGACAUGAUGGACUCGUUGGCGCAGCACGCCAUUGUCCUAAUCAAAGUCACUUCUUGGACAGCAACGGGCCACAAACAUGAGUUUGAGGAGUGGCAGCUGGUGUCACCCGCUGGAAUUGAUCUGAACAUUGACGGUAGGACGCAACACUUUCAGCCUCAUGAGCUGCGCUCAGUGCACGGCUGUCGAGUGAAGGUCGGGCUGCCUCGCUACACAACGACGGCCUCCUCAGGGAUCUUUGGUCCUUCAGAUCUUGUGGAGCUGAAGGCGAUGCAGGAAGAACUCAGCCGACUGACACCCGAACGCCAACUCGCUGUGUGCUCCAGGCAAAUUGAAAGCAUUUUGAGUGAGGUGGAGGACAGAUCGAGUGCGUUCUUCCAGGAGUUUGGUCUGUGCAAAGGACAGCAACUUAUUGAAGAUCUUGAAGCUCUGAAGCUUCCCGAGACAGUAACGCUUCCACACCGUUCACUCAGCCCAGAACUCUUGGACCGCGUCCAAUCAAUUUACGGGGACAUGAGAGCAUCUCUCAAGGCUGUUGUUCGCAACAUGCGUGCCACACUGAAGGAACUGUUGAUGAAGAAGCUCAUCAUGGAUGCAUGCACGCACCUCUCGUCCGUCCAUGACUUGAUUGACGACGAAACCGAGUUUCCCGCAACCAAAGCUGCCACCAAGGCAACGGCCAUCAUUGCCAACUACUCAACUUCACAUUUGCCUUGCAAGGACGUCGUUGCAGAGGUGCUGAAUGGGGUUCAAGAACGAGCAGAAAGUAUGAAUGGGUUAUUGAAGGAGGUACUUGACCUGCGAAGUGAGAUGGAGUGCGCCGACUGCGAUGCGCGGGAGCUCGUGCUGACGGGGUCUGCGGUUCAGCGCCUGUCUGAGCCCCUCAUGGUUUGCCUGAGCACCUUCGAUAAUGAGGUUCAAGUUGAUGACGGCGACAGCAGGGACGGAGGCACAGCCCCAGCAGAAGGCGCAACAAGCGGGGCGCCGGAGGAAAGCACUGCACAGGCGAUGAACAACGUGUUAGAGCUGAGAUUUGCAACGCAGCAUUUCUACGGAGAAGCAGGUCAGCCGUCCACGCGGCAAAUGCUGCUGCAGAACACAUUCGAGCAGCCCGUGAACUUCUCGUUUGAGGUGGAUGGCGAGCACGCUGGCGACUUCACACAUGCAUUUGGGAGCGGUGGCACAGUCAUGGGCAACAAGUCAGAGUCGGUUGCGUGGACGUUCGCGCCUCAGGAGAGCGGGACACGCAAUGCAACUUGCCGCCUCAAAUGGUCUUUGCUGGACGACACAGAGCGAGGCGAGGUGACCGUACUAUUGUGUGGCCAUUGCCAGACAAUGACAGUUGACGUGACAGUUCAAGCGCACAAGGUGUGUUGCGCGAAGCAAGGAGCGCACACUUUUGAUCCGCCAGUGCUCCGACAAAGUGUCACUGUGAAGAGCUGUGUCACCAAGGCGCAGUGGGCUGCUCUCGAACUGGAAGGUGGCCUUGCGUUUGAAGACGGUAGGAAAGCCAAGCGGUUCUUCCUCAACGGCAAUGCCAAGGUCAAGCAAGCCCUGCAGUGGCGACCCGCCGCUUUCAUGGAGGCUGCUGUGUAUCGCACUGCCGUUUGGGCAUACCUCCACCCGCAGCACAAGCAACUGUGUGCUGUGAUUCCGCUGGAGUUUGAGGUAGCGGCACCCUCCUUGGCGUAUGAGCUGCUGUGGGAUGGGAAGUCCUUCAAAGCCGGCCACCUGGACGUCUUUGGUCAGCAGUAUGGGGAUGUUUAUGAACUGCGCUUGCGAUUGGAGAAUGUUGGGACGGCCCCCUUGAAGCUCCAGCGACAUCGUGAAGAGAAUGCCCGCUGUUAUCUCGCUCAAAGAACGCUUCAGCCAGGCGCAAGUGUAGUUGCAAGGGUGCAAGUUGGGACUGACCUGUUGGUGAAGAAAAAGGCGGUCCUUUCUCUGACCACCAACGACCCACACCUGCCCUGCCUGAAGUACGACUUCUUGAUCAAAGACGAAACCCCAGACCUGUACCUUGCGCAAUCCAAGAACAAGCACCAGUCGCUGUCGUUCGAGUACAAGGCUGACGAGGCUGAGUACUCGUCAGAGUUGAAGUUUUUGGUGAAGAACCAAGGCACGGCCGCUGGGUAUGUCACAGGUAUCACAUGCAGCGCUCAAGGAGUGCAGCUCACACCACUGAGUGGCACUGUUUUCGUUCCACUGGGCAACUACACCGUAAGUGUCCGCGCACAACUCCUGCUUACAAGCGCUGAGUCUCGCACGCUGGACGUGCAACUCCACACAAGCUCCAAAGUGACGCCAGUGUUGAAUGCGCAGGUCAAAGUCACAUUCUCCUUUGCGCAGUUACAGAUAUCACGGCCGGUUUGGUUUCUCGGCUUUCUGGAGGAGGCUUUGCACACGGGAAUGACGCUCACGAACAUCGGAUCGAGAGACUUGGAGUUUGAAGUGUCUCUGGACAAAGACUUGCCCCUCAACUCAAACUUGAAGAAGGUGCCAGGUGAACCGCAACUUCUGGAUGGCCCCACACGGAAUCAGACCCUCUGCAUCGGCUCUCCUGGGGCACAUGGGGUGCUUGAUCGAGUUGAAGUGUUCCCAAAGAAGCAGCUCAAAAAGAUUGCACCUGGUGAGAUAGUAAAGUUGUCCCUGGCGCUGAAGAUGAAGGAUGAGAACUGGAACCAGCACGACACCUUCGCACAGGCUGUUGUACUGCGCUUGAAAACCAAUGAGCCCAAACAUCUCCCAACGCGGCGCAUUGCACUCAUUGUGAGCCCAAGGCCAAACGUUGCGCGGCCCCUGCCGUUUCCCAUCCAGCCCGCAACCGGCCGGAGUGUGCCGUACGUGAACCAGGGGUUUGCGGCGGCCUUUGCUGGUGUUCCUCAGCAUCAGGCACCUCGAACUGUGGACGAGUUCUUGGGAACAACAGCCAUGCCAACCACUGCAGAAGAACUGCGGCCGCUGCUGACUGCUGAUGCGCACGGCGUUCUGAAGUACGAGCUGUUGCUGAACCGUACACCCACGCCAAGUUACUUCAUCACGUCGGUUGUGGAAGGGUUCAGACUUGGCCUCUGUGCUGCUGGGAUGCCCGCCCGAAUUGCAGCUGCGUUCAAGGAUGUGACUAGCCGCAAUUUGACGGAUCAGGCCGUUUCACGCUUCUCUGAGGUGCUGCUGCAGCUCAUUGAGAGAGGUGCAACAGCCAAGACGGUCACCAACAAAGAUGCAAAGCUGAAACUCGAGCGGGCGCUUCGAUCCUGCUGCAGGACAUCAGUUUGCGCUGAUCUCUCCAUUCAAAGCUUCUUGGACUUGGUCCAUGGUUUGAGCGACUUGUUCGACAUGGUUGCCCUGUAUCCAAGAACGUCCGUGUCCUCGGUGCAGGAGCUGAGCAUGUUCUUCAGUCACGUGAUGGCUGCGCUCGCAAAGCAAGGCAGCGAGGGCGACAGCAGUGACAGGCAUGCUCUGGAUCUUCUUGUGCGGAUUGCGGCGUUGCCAGAAGUAAAAGAGGACGAACUUGCCCAUGUGCUUGCACAGUGGCGGGUUGAGAGCAACACACUCGCCAAACACCUCAAACAUGUGCGAGAAGGGGUGAGCGUGCUCGCUGGCGAGCACAUCAAUCGCAUGACGCCGUGGCAGGCUGUGUUGACGGUGGUUGAUGCUGCUGCUGCCGACGGAGAACUUGACAGUGACUUCAAGGAGACGUUUGCUCGUUGGGCUACGGAACCAACAGCGGGCGCGCCGACCUUCUUGUUGUGGGAUGUGCCGCAGAUACAAGCACGCAAGCACAUCUUCUUCCAAAGAAACGCGUCGGAGUUUCUUGAACAGCACUUGCCGCACGGCUGCGGGGAUCUGGAAGCCACCAGCAUCGUGCCUCUUGCACAGUUUCUGUGGCAAUGCAAGUACCGUGUGAGUGCUCGAAGCAACAAGCAGCGUCGCUUCCUCGAGUUUGUCAUCAACAAGAGCCAGCACGUGUUUGAUCACUUGACGAGGUGCCUGAAGUCCCUGGACGUGGAGGCCGAUGGUGAGGAGGAGGAGGAAGAGGUGUUUUCUCCCAAGGCCCAUGCGCCCAGCGACAAACCGCUCGAAGACUACAUCGACCAGGUGAUUCACUCCGUGCAGCAGGCUUUGCAUGAUGGCACCCAUCGCUCCAAGAGCAGCAAGCUCGUCCCCCUGCGAACUGUGCUACCCGCAGCCCUUGAGCAUCGCACGAACUGGAUGCGGAUGUUGGCCAUCUUCGCUCUGACGGAUGCGCUGCGCUCAUCCAAGAAGAGGAAGAAGGGAGUAUUGCCUGUUGCUUCAACGUUCCUGCAAGAGCUCACGAGCGCCAUGCGACAACAUCCCUUGUUAUGUGUGAGGUAUGUUGUGACGCUUAAUUGCGAGGGCAAAUCCCUACGCCCUGAUCACCUGACUCACCUCAGAACGACGCUGGACACCAUCACGCGCGGUGGCGGCACCGACAUGGGAGUCGACGUUCAUGGAAUCAUCGCUUUGGUGAGCAUUGGCUACGUGGCUGGAGGUCAGGCGCAAUCCAAGAAGAAGAAGCGGCAGUUUUGGAAGAAGUUGCGAAGGCCACGACCACGACGGGCAGUCUUUGGGAGAACACUCAAAGCUGACGUGUCACCGUACAUGUCUUUCCUUCAAGCCUUCAUUCCCAAGCGCUUGAGCACACGGCUGGCACACGUGCCGCUUGGUGAGCUGAUUGUCCGCAGUCAAGACGACGGCCUCAUUCCCACGCUGCUGACAACCAUACAGAAGGACAACUUCGUGGCAGCAUUUGAAAUGCUGCCGCUUGAAAGCACGCGUGUUCACCGCCUUUGCUUUGCUGCCUUGCAAGCCACGCAAACCACCACACUGGACCAUGAACACCUACUGCGAUCCGACAAGUCUCCUGAUACCCAUCAUGCAAGGCGACAUUGCAUCAAGGACAUUCUGGCACUCAUUCGAGCGCGUGUGGCCUGGCGCAAUGGGAAGCCCGAAGAUGUGGUGCAAAGGCUGCACUUGCUCGCACAAAUUCUCCACGCAAUCAUUCAGCGAGUGCCAGCGCGGACGUCGAGCGAUGGCGAGGGUGAUGACGACGACAACGUGAUCGACGUCCAUGUCCCACGCUACCUUCAGUGUCCGAUCACACUCGACGUCUACGACGACCCUGUGGUGGUGAAAGGACACACGUUCUCUCGCGUGCCCGUCACACAGUGGAUUGUGGAGUGCGGCACACAUCCGCUUACAAAGGAGCAAGUCUCCAUGAAAGAUAUUGAGCCGAACUACUCAAUUCGAGACGCAAUUGAAGAAUUCAAUCGCAACCGGCAACACCUCAAAGGGUGGGAGGAUUCAGACUUGAGACAGCAGUGGACCUCUGCCAUAUGUGAGAAGCUGACAGACGCCAGCAAGUGCACUCACGUGCCAGAGCCCACUGACAACAUCUUUAAUGAUGGCACAAAAGUUUCCACUUCAGAACACAUGGUUGGCGACCAGUCUGUUGUGGUUGUUUCAACCUCCACGUCUGCCAGUUCAAACACCAACGGUGAAGAUGACGCUGGCAACUCAGUGGCUGAUGCAACUGAGUCAGAGUCGCAGACGACGCCUUCAAGUGAGAUGCGUUCCCCUCAAGCGCAAGUGGUGAAGAGAUGGAUGUGGGCGGGGGGUCAUGACGGGCUCACGUGCUUUUCAAGCCCAGCUGAACCUGAACACGUCCACGUGCAGCCGCCACGCCUGCGCCAUCGUAGCAGCUCACACGCCUCGCUCUCGUUCAGCACGUCGAGCCUUGAUUCUGCCGUGAGAGGCUUACACGAAGUCGAACAAGAGUUAUGGUGCACGAUGCUGCUGACAAGCGUGCUUCAAAUGCGCACGCGACUGAAGGCAGCGGUUUCAGAGUUUGUGUCGGUGAUGCACGAUGUUCCUGAAAUGGCCCCAGAAGCCAUAUGCGGGGACGUCCUCAAAGCGGGGCUGAGACUGCUUGUGUUGGCUCGCGGCUUGUUGCUCGUGCUGGAAAAGGUUCGACCUGACGCGCUGCUACUGAUUGAGGCGGAGUGCAACUCAGCCAUCGAGACUGUCUCAAACGUUCUCUUCUUCAGCGUGACAGCCGCGCUGCCCGAGAGCACUGUCGUCGCCAUUCAGGAAUGGCAGCGGCUGCUGAGCCUCAAUGGCAUGCACAGCAAGAAGCAAGCUACCCUCUUCCCCUGGCUGGAGCACACAGAUGCCUCCCAGGAUGACGCCUUGAGCUUGCACAGCCACCAUGGCACGGUUUCAGCGACAGUGUCACCAACAAGGCGGAAGUUUGAUCUGAUUGAUGCUGAUGCGAUCAGCACCCCGCUUGCACCCGAUGCCGCAGCUGACACCAACGAAGCGAGUGCCACCGAUACGAGUCAGCAUGAUAACGUGGAUGAACUCACCAGCUCAGAUGUGCUGUUUGCUGCAAAUGCGGACACGAGCCAACCCUUCCAAUCAACGGUUGAGAGUGCUCUUGGCUCGCUUGUGCUUGGGCUCGAUCAGUUUGAGUUGGUUGAUGGCACACAUGACCCUCACCGCCACCAUCCCCGCGCCAAGCCACCUGACGCAACCACACCACCGACAUCUGGCGGCGGCGGCGGCGAUGGCGAUGGCAAAGGGCUGAAGCUAAAGGUGGUCACGACUCCACAAGACGCCAGAACUGACACGACGCAGCGAGCUGUGCGCCGGUCGGUGAAGAUCAGCAACGCAAACCUCGAGGCUGCCGCGGAAUUCCAACGACAGCUGGGACGCGAUGUGCAGUUCCGCCCCUCCAAACUGGGCAAUGGAAAAACGCAUGACCAAGUGCUGGUUGCGGGUGCUGUGGACUUUGACCGGUUCUCGUUCCUCAGUUCCCUGUACGGGCGGCUGUGCCUGGCACAGCCGAAGAGCAUACUGUCCCUACAACAGCAAGUGCUUGACCUGGGGAUGCGGACGUGUGCGCGAGGAUUUCGCAUGCAGCUGGAAGUUGUUGUUCUCAUGGACAACUCCAUUUCGAUGCGCGGCGCGUGCGGCAACUACGCGAAGCAAACGCUCGCCGUGCUGCUGGAGGGUCUGCGCAGGCUGGAGCAAGACACGGCGGUGCUGUCGUUUGCCGGCACAAACAAGGAGCGAUGGCUCAAGACGUUUGACCAGCCCAUGACCUGUGCAAAGGGUGAAGAGAUCUUGCUCCGGCUGCGGUUCAACCAGCUUGGGACAAGGACCGCCGAUGCGAUGCAGUGCGCCCUGGAGCACUUGAGCCAGCGCCGCCAGAACCGUGGGGGCGGCAGCCGAACGCUGUAUCCGCAGUUGAUGGUGCUGGUGACGGACGGCCUUUCGAGCCAGCUCACGUCGUAUGGGUAUGGUGACUCGGCCUUCUUGGAGGUGCUGCGCAAGGCCACAGACUCGGCGGUGAAGGUUGUUGCGAUUGAGAUGGGCACCAGCUCGGGAGAAGACGCCGAGACGGCCCACCUUGAACGGGGCCAGCUGAGACGGUACAAAGCCAACGGCCUUGCGUGGCACGCGCUCACGCCCGCCAACCUGGAAACGAUGAGCACGGAUGUGCCGAAACUGCUGUGCGACGAAGUCAACGACAUCAUGAGCAACAACUUGAAGGGAACGCGCACCGGCCGCACUGGUACAAACGGCAGCGCGUUUGAUGGCAAGGCCUUCAAUGUACCAGGACAUGCGCCAGCAUCUGCGUUUGAUUUGACGCUGGAAGCAUUGACCAGCAGCGUUUGGAUGGACUCCCACCCGCUGCCAAAGACCUACAACAAGCCGCAAGUGCGGGUUGACGCGCUGGCGCGCCUGCCACUCAUGUGUGCAUCACCUGUGCUGAAGACUGCGUCUGUGCGGCAGCUGCGAACACAGCACACGACGCAUCGGCGCACCGCGACUCCUUGUGAGCACUCCACUCAGUGGUGCACGGGCGUGUUGCGAGCGUAUGGCCAGCAGCUGUACAUGCUUGACGACGUGCUCAAGCAGCACUUGGUGAAGCGCAUCUCGCUGCGCAAGAAGGCCGGCUUCACCAGCGGCAAGAGCGUCAACCCAGCGAAGCUGAUGCAGUGCAAGGCGACACAGUUCACCUCCACUGCGUAUUGGGAGCGGUACGUGCCCGAGGGCCGGCCAGCCUACCGCUUUGCACUGGCGAUUGACAUGAGCGCAUCCACUGGUGACACGCCAACGUCCUUCUUCAACGCGCAGUCCCUGGUGCUGCUGCUGGAGGCCUUCAAGCGGUUUGGGCUGCACGAUACGAUCGUGUACGGGUUUGGCGAGAGCGCGUGCACGCUGAUGAAGGAUCGCACAGAGCACGUGGACGCGACGGCGCUGAGCACCAUUGUGCGCACGCUGGCGACUGUUGGGUUUGUGCAGCAGUCGACGAACGUGGCUGCGGCCAUCGCCGCUGGCGUGGAGCUGUUGACGGAGGCGAAUGACAACGACGCGAGCGUUGAAACGUCGACGCUGUUUGUGUUGACGGACGAUGCGCCAGAUCCACAGCAUGAGGCCGCGCUGCGGUACGCCGCUGCCCUCGGCAUUGACGUGGUGCAGAUUGUGAUUGGCACGGUGCCCACGUCCACGCAGCGCGCGUUCACCCGCUUCAUCGAAGUGUCGUCGCCACUUGAGCUGCCAAAGGCGCUUGACAUGUACUUUGAGCGCAUGCAUCUUCCGCAAACGAGGGGCGAGGAGGCAGACGUGGGGAAGCACAACUUUGCGAUGUUGCCGGACGAGCGCAAGCAGGUGCUGGAGAAGGUGGACAAGUUGCUGGCUGAGGGGAGCUCCUUCCACACGUACGUGCGUAGCCGCGUUGAAGACGAGACUGUUCAGGCGGAGAUGUUGGCGUAUGACGAGGCGCCGGUGCUGGAGAUUGAGGUGGUGAUUGUGAUGGACUGCACUGGAACCAUGCGGCAGUGGAUGCGAGCGGCGAGGGACCACGUGCAGGAAAUGGUCCGGUUUGUGCGGGAUCAAGCAGAGAAGACGUACACUGGGGAGGCCAAGGUGCGGCUUGGGUUUGUUGCGUACAGGGACUACGACUGCCGUGAAGUCACGCAGCAGUGCGACCUGACAGAGGACAUUGACAAGGUGACUGCGUUCAUUGCACGGCAAAAGGCCACUGGCGGCAAGGACAAGGCCGAGGAGGUGCUGUCUGGGCUGCGGGCAGCAGCCAGCAUGAAAUGGACGGUGAACCCAUCCGCCAUGAAGAUGGUUGUGGUGGUUGCAGAUGCGCCGCAGCACGGCCCCGAGUUUGUGGAUCCACGCGUGUGGGAGCCGAAGUGGGACGCGUACCCUGACGGCCCGCCGCGGGGCCGCCCUGACCACGGCAAAUCGCACUGGGACAGGGCUGUUGAGAUCACGCAGGCGCUCAAGGCAAACGACGUGCGUGUGGUGUUCACCCAAAUCAACCACUUUACGCAGGUGUUUGAAGAAAAGCUGACUGGUUUGAUGGCUGACAAGAUGCAGGUGAUUCACCUUGGUGAAAAUCCAGCAGAGUUUGCAAACUCGAUUCAAAACGAGAUGGUGGUCAUGCUGAGCGAACUCUUGUGA